Messenger RNA from Dermacentor silvarum, 630 nucleotides. RefSeq names its product kunitz-type serine protease inhibitor PPTI. The record is from RefSeq and is a predicted model, not a curated record. The coding region runs from base 157 to 519 and encodes 120 amino acids. The transcript has 3 exons. Lineage: Eukaryota; Metazoa; Arthropoda; Arachnida; Ixodida; Ixodidae. Gene Ontology annotation, molecular function: serine-type endopeptidase inhibitor activity.
CGCCGUUUUCCACCCAACGCGUUGCUGGACGCCCUGUCACUACUGUCGCGGAACUCGAGUAGGAAGCUGUGCAAGCCAGUAGACUGUCUGCUUUCAUUCCUAAAUGAAGUAACAGGCGGAAAAGAGCUUCAGUUUGUGGAGUGAAAGCCACUGAAAAUGGACAGUGUGCAUCGCUUGUUUGUGCUUGCCGUAAUCAUAGGCUGGGCGCUGACAGCCGUGGAGGCGAAUAAGCACAAAAGGGCACAGGAGGAACAGGACAACCCGACAGAUCAAGUUGUCAAGAACAAAUGCUGGCUGAAACCCGACCACCGACACUGCUCGGAUUAUGUGCCCCGCUGGUACUACGACACAACUUACCUUCUCUGCAAGCAGUACCUUUACGGCGGCUGCGGUGGAAAAGAUGCUAACGCAUUUAAGACCCACGACGAGUGCAUGAGGUACUGCACGUUCGAGGUUCCUGAAGUAGAAGGAAUGUCCGGAGGCAAAGGUGGUCAGCAGCGAGACACCAAUCGUGGCUAAGGCACGGACUUCAAGCUCGGGCUGCAGUUUGUGUCUAACGAUAAAGAUGUUAAGCUUUUUGUUGGUGCAUAAUGAAUAAUUUAUUCUGGCUCCAAUAUAUAUAUAUAUAUA